Molecule: messenger RNA, 888 nt
Organism: Aplosporella prunicola CBS 121167
Lineage: Eukaryota; Fungi; Ascomycota; Dothideomycetes; Botryosphaeriales; Aplosporellaceae
Exons: 2
Coding region: 107-808 (233 amino acids)
Source: RefSeq, a predicted model, not a curated record
UUUCUCCCCUUCGGAUCCUCUUCCUGCACCUCUGACCCAGCUACUACCUUCUAAUUCUACCCACACACAUCCUUCCCUCUCAGCUCGUACAUAACAGAACAAAACCAUGGCGGACAAGACGACCGACGAGACCCAAGCCUCUGCAGGCGCCGAGGGCCAGGCGCAGGGCAACGCAUCCGUUGGCGGAGGCGCUCAGGGCUCGAACAAGAAGACCACCGAAAAGAAAGCCCCCAAGAAGCUUGGAAAGAAGCAAGAGGAGACUCAGCAGCAACCCACUCCGGACCAAUCGCCGGCGGCAGGAGAAUCAGACGCAGAGGCCGAUGCUGAUGGAGAAGUGGACGGCGAGCCCGAGCCCCAGCCAGAACCGGAGCGCAAGCAAUCGCAGUCUAGGCGCCGCCAGUCUCGUGGCCGAGGUCGCAGGAAUGUCCCCGACAGCGACACCGAGUCAAUUCCUCGCUCCGAUGUUUCGGCGUCUGGCGGACGUCGCAACCGUCAGCGCCAGAGGCAGAAGGGAGGCAAGCAGCAGGGCGGCGGCGGACCGCUUGACGGCAUUACCGAGAAUGUGCCUGGCGGUGAGCUUGUCAGCGGCGCCGGCGACAUGGUGCAAAAUACGGCCGGCAACGCCGUCAACCAAGUUGGCGACACUGCGGGCAAGGCCCUGGGCGGCUUGACCGGAGGUGGAGGAGGCGAGGAAGAGGACGGCGGCAAGGGCGAGCAACUCCGCCUGCGCCUUGAGCUGAACCUGGACAUUGAAGUGCAGCUCAAGGCGAAGAUUCACGGUGACCUGACUCUGGGACUACUUAACUAAGGUGGAAAUGAAUGCACGGGUAAACGUCACGAGUCACGCAGGAUACGGGGAACAGGUUUUGGCGGUGUAAUUAUUUGUUG